AUGGAGGAGUUGGUAGAGGAUGACAUCUGUAUUUUGAACCAUGAAAAAGCAGACAAUACUCAUAAGAGAGAUGGGGAGAUUCCUGUUUCAUCUUACAGUGGAGAUGAAUCUGUUGCCUCACACUUUGCACUUGUCACUGCAUAUGAAGAUAUCAAGAAACGACUAAAGGAAACAGAGAAGGAGAACUCCUUCUUAAAAAAAAGAGUGAGAAUUCUAGAAGAGAAGCUGCUCGGCUCACGACUGGAAGAGGAAUGCAGUUCCGUUGGACGGGAACAAGUCAAUAAGGCGUACCAAGCCUAUCGAGAGGCCUGCAUCGACCGAGAUAAUCUGAGAAGCAAACUGGAUAGAUUGAUGAAAGAAAGUGCAGAAUCCUUGAAAACCUUGAAUGAACAGUUGCAGUCUAAAGAAGUAGAGCUGUUACAACUAAGAACUGAAGUGGAAACUCAACAAGUGAUGAAAAAUCUGAAUUGUACUCAGUCCAGUUGGGAACUAGAGAAGCUGAGCAGUGACCUGAAAGUGCAUAGUCUGGAACAGGACCUAGAAAAGCUCAAGCAAGAGUGCAACAGUCUCAGAAAGGAGUUGGAAAAAUCCAAGCAGAAGGACCAGGAUCAAGACGAACAUCGAUUAAAUGGAGACCUCCUUCAAUGGCAAGACAUUCAGAGUGUGCAGCAAGCAUAUCAGGAACUGAAGAGAGAAAUGUCGAACUUGCGCCUGGUGACUGCUGUGCAAACUGAGAUCCUGAGAAAACUGAAAACAAACCCACCAGCACCCAAGAAAGCUGCCUUUACUGCACCAGUACAGUGUGUUGACUUGAACAUUUCAAAGCCGAAUUUGACAUCGGGGGUAGUUUAUAAAAAACUCUCACAAAAUGAUGAAGUGGUCUGCAAUGCCGUGUCUCCCUCUCGGCCAAGAGAUGUAAAAAUCCCCCCUGAAAGGAUGACUCUGCAAGCAUGGACAGAUGAGAGACCCAUUCCAGCUGAUGGCAAAAUGUUUCAGGAACAACAUUUGUAUGGAAAGAGCUCUCUGGAAGAUAAUUCCUGGGUAUUCCCAAGUCCUCCAAAGCCUAAUGAGAAUGUGUUUUGGGAAAUAAAAAGUAAAUCAACUUUGUUAAACUCUCCAGCAGAUUACCUGGAUCAGUGUAAUCAAAACUGUCUGCACAAGAGUUAAAACCAUUUUUAGAAUGAACUGAGGCAUUUUUAGAAUGGUUCUGAAUAGGCACCUUAAUGCUUGAACUUUUGAAGAGGGCAAACAAAUUGCCUGAAAUGUUCUUUAAUUCUAGUUCCAAAAAAGAAAGCCUAGUCUUCCUCUGCUGUAAAUCAGAGCAAGUUCCUUGAAGUUAAAGCUGUGCUGGUAUGUAAAUAUAAAGAAAUCUGGCAUGGGGCCUAGAUAGUCUUGUACUGCAAAUGGCGUACAUUUGCAAAAGAUUACACUGAGAAAAGUGAGUUCUUGAAAUAAAACAGAAUAAUCCAG
Messenger RNA from Antrostomus carolinensis (chuck-will's-widow), 1470 nucleotides. It is a transcript of the gene AZI2, whose product is annotated as 5-azacytidine induced 2. Bases 1 to 1167 code for a protein of 388 amino acids. The transcript is spliced from 7 exons. The record is from RefSeq and is a predicted model, not a curated record. Gene Ontology annotation, cellular component: cytoplasm. NCBI's taxonomy places the organism in Eukaryota, Metazoa, Chordata, Aves, Caprimulgiformes, Caprimulgidae.